UGUUGCCAUGCUCCAGGCAGGUAGUUGGUUUGCGUUGUUGUGCCAUGUUGUUUGCAUUUGCAUCGCGUCGAGCUCUAAAAUUGCUCAGCUGCUUGUUGGCAUCCGUCCUUGCGGCGCCACCUGGACAACCCUGUGGCGAUAAUGAGGAGCUCACCUGUCUAGGCUGCCAUGAGCCAAGCUGCAAGGUGCCCUAUUACUAUGAUGCUGCAUGCCCCUAUUACAGCAUUUGCAAGUUGGGUUGUGGUUGCAAAUCUGGCUAUGUCCGUUAUGAUCAAUCCCUCCAAUGUGUAUCGGCUUACCAGUGCGAAUUUAAAAGCAAAAAUAAACGAUUUCAUGGAGCUAAGAUUUAAAAAGUAAGCGUGAAAUAUAUUAAUUUAAAGUUGAGCUGUCGACUGCAGUCUGAA
Molecule: messenger RNA, 404 nt
Organism: Drosophila innubila
Lineage: Eukaryota; Metazoa; Arthropoda; Insecta; Diptera; Drosophilidae
Exons: 2
Coding region: 45-350 (101 amino acids)
Source: RefSeq, a predicted model, not a curated record